GUGCAGAACUCUCCUCUCUCCUUGCAACCCGAAUUCGCCACCAUCUUUCUCUUCAACUUUGGACGUUGUUGAGAAAUUCGCAACUCCAAAUAAUUGCAAGAAUCAAAUUUAUUCACCCUCAGAAAACACCAUCCGACAAAUUUAAUCAUGUCUUACGGUAAACAAAAUGGCGGCUCGUACCGCGGCCGUGGCUCCGAGAACGGAGGGGGUUUUGGCGGCGGCGCAAGUCGUAACGGGUUCGGGGGCGGUAGUCGCUUCAAGAAUGGCGGUGGGGGCGGCGGCGGAGGAAGCCGAUUCGGCGGCCGUAGCGGCGGCGGCGGUUCCCCGGGCAAUCGGCUCAGAAAACCCAACUGGGACAUGAAGAACUUGCGUCCUUUCAAAAAAGAUUUUUACGUCCCUCACCCCGCGGUUGCCAACAGGUCUAAAUACGAAGUCGAACAGUACAGAAGGUCGAAGGAAAUCACAAUCGAUGGCGACGCUCCCAACCCUAUCCAGAAUUUCGAAGAGGCGUGUUUCCCCGACUAUGUCCAACACGAGAUCCAGAAACAGGGCUACGACACGCCGACGGCCAUCCAGGCCCAAGGCUGGCCCAUUGCGAUGAGUGGGAAGGAUUUGGUGGGCAUUGCCCAGACUGGAUCGGGCAAAACCUUGGCUUAUAUCUUACCAGCGAUUGUCCAUAUCAAUAACCAGCCAUCCAUCCAGCGUGGCGAUGGUCCAAUAGCUCUAGUUUUGGCCCCCACACGAGAACUGGCACAACAAAUUCAGCAAGUGGCUCAUGAUUUUGGAAGCUCGUCAUAUGUGAGAAACACGUGCAUUUUUGGAGGCGCACCCAAGGGACCUCAAGCCAGAGAUUUGGAACGUGGAGUCGAAAUUUGUAUUGCAACCCCCGGACGUUUGAUUGAUUUUCUUGAGAAGGGCACCACCAACUUGCAAAGAUGCACAUAUUUGGUGCUGGAUGAAGCUGAUAGGAUGUUGGAUAUGGGUUUUGAGCCCCAAAUACGGAAAAUUAUUGAACAAAUCAGACCUGACAGACAGACUUUGAUGUGGUCAGCAACUUGGCCCAAAGAAGUCCGAAAAUUGGCACAAGAUUUCUUGAGAAACUACGUACAAAUCAAUAUUGGGUCGUUGCAAUUGUCAGCCAACCACAACAUUCUUCAAAUCGUUGAUGUUUGCCAGGAACACGAAAAGGAAACAAAAUUGAAUAACUUGUUGCAAGAAAUCGGCAAUAACGGCGAGCCUGGAGCAAAAAUAAUCAUAUUCGUAGAAACAAAAAAGAAGGUAGAAGGUAUAACUCGAACAAUUAGACGUUACGGAUGGCCCGCCGUUUGCAUGCAUGGAGACAAGAGUCAACAAGAGCGCGAUUUCGUGUUGAGAGAGUUCCGAAAUGGAAAAUCGAGCAUUUUAAUUGCUACAGACGUAGCUGCUCGUGGCUUGGAUGUGGAAGGAAUUAAAUAUGUCAUAAACUAUGACUAUCCCAACUCUUCUGAAGAUUAUAUUCACAGAAUAGGAAGAACAGGUCGAUCUGACACCACCGGUACCUCUUAUGCUUUCUUCACUCCAUCCAAUUUCCGACAAGCCAAAGAUUUGGUUUCCGUUCUUAAAGAAGCAAACCAGCUUAAACUUUCCUUUAGGAAAAAAUUUCAGGUUACUUACAUUCAUCGAUUACUAUACAUUGGCGAACACAGUUUCUCCUCCUCUGGAAUAGUAGAAGCAAUGGAAAAAAAUUACAAACUAACCAAUACUGGAUACCUUACUGAACCUUUAUCCGGAAUCCUUCUCUACUAUGCCAACUAUUUCUGCUACAUAGCCGAAGGUUCCGAAGAAGCCCUCCACAAACACUUGAGCCUGUUGUUUGAACACGAAUCCGAGAAUAUCGAUAACGUCCGACUCCUAUCAGCAAUCCAUCACGUUAAAGCGCGUUUUUGGAACGAAUGGAUGUCUCAUUUCGGCCGUCCCGCUGAACGCGUCGAGGAGUUCGACCUUAACAGCGGCUUAGAAAGCUCCAUGAUGUACGUGACAGAGUGCUGCGAGCGAUUAUACAAAUUUGCUAAUGCCUUUAUCAGCGACCAGUUGAAAGCCCGGGCCAAAAGGGAGGAAGACAGCGACAGUUCUGAUGAAGACAGAGUCCCUGAUGUUACUCAACUGCGGAGGUCUAAGAGUUUGGUCGAACGCGACCCCUACUAUGAGCACCUUCCUGAAGUGAAACUUUUAAAAUUUUUGACCAAUUGCCAGUAUUUGAAGACCUUGAAACAGUACCAUCGCUAUUACGAACAUAUCGGACAAUCGAAAGACUUCAGCUUGAAAGCAUGGCCAGCACCGAAGAAUUUCAUACCUUACGAUGUCUUUGAAGAAGAGUAUGACCCGAUAACUGACUUGCCGACAGUUGAAGGCCAAGAAGUGGUUAAAGAGGAAGAAUUGGGAAGUUUAUCAGCAUCGGUUAAAACAGGACAAAUAGAAGAUUAAUUAAUUUUAUUUAAAUAAAUUAAAUUCCCAUA
This is a messenger RNA of Tribolium madens (black flour beetle), 2495 nucleotides long. Its product is annotated as probable ATP-dependent RNA helicase DDX5. The transcript is spliced from 9 exons. The coding region runs from base 148 to 2463 and encodes 771 amino acids. NCBI's taxonomy places the organism in Eukaryota, Metazoa, Arthropoda, Insecta, Coleoptera, Tenebrionidae. Gene Ontology annotation, cellular component: ribonucleoprotein complex; nucleus; cytoplasm. The record is from RefSeq and is a predicted model, not a curated record. Gene Ontology annotation, molecular function: RNA binding; RNA helicase activity; ATP binding.